Messenger RNA from Sinocyclocheilus grahami, 985 nucleotides. Its product is annotated as metalloproteinase inhibitor 2-like. Gene Ontology annotation, molecular function: metalloendopeptidase inhibitor activity; protease binding. Bases 170 to 823 code for a protein of 217 amino acids. Gene Ontology annotation, biological process: negative regulation of endopeptidase activity; negative regulation of membrane protein ectodomain proteolysis; response to cytokine. Lineage: Eukaryota; Metazoa; Chordata; Actinopteri; Cypriniformes; Cyprinidae. The record is from RefSeq and is a predicted model, not a curated record. The transcript is spliced from 5 exons. Gene Ontology annotation, cellular component: extracellular matrix.
CGUUCAGUCUGAGCGCACACUGUCCUGACACUAGAGCCUUCUCAUCAGGUUAGCACUUUCUCUCUUGUCAGGUUUUCGUCUCAGCCGUUUGUGAAGUCCAAAGGCAGCUGGUCUUUGGAAGCAACUUGAUUGGGGAAAUCCAGUACGCGUCUGUUUCUGUCCGCUGAAGAUGAGCCGCUCGCGCUGUGUUGCUCUGCUGCUGUUAGUGCUCUGCGGAGCCGCAGAGUUUGCCGAAGCCUGCAGCUGCUCUCCUGAACAUCCUCAGCAGGCGUAUUGCAAUGCGGAUGUCGUGAUCAGAGCCAAAGUAGUCGGACGAAAGGAGGUGGUAACCGGCAAUGAUGUCUAUGGCUAUCCAAUCAAAAUGAUCCAAUAUGACAUUAAACAGAUAAAGAUGUUUAAGGGCCCUGAUGGAGAGAUUGAUACCAUCUUCACGGGCCCCUCCUCAGCUUUGUGCGGGGUCAAUCUCGAGAACAAUGGCAAAAAGGAAUACCUGAUUACUGGUAAUAUGGAUUCAAAUGGCACAUUGCGUAUAAAUCUUUGCGACUACAUUGAAUCUUGGGAGUCUCUGAGUAUGACACAGAAGAAGAGCUUAGGUCAGCGCUACCAGAUGGGCUGUGAUUGCAAGGUCGUCCAGUGUCCCAUGAUUCCCUGUUCCAUUAACGACCCCACAGAGUGUCUUUGGACUGACUGGGUGCUGGAGGGAACAGUUCAGGGGACCCAGGCUCAGCACUACACCUGCAUUAAGAGGAGCGACAGCAGCUGUGCCUGGUACCGUGGAUCUGCCCCUCCUACAAAAGAGUUCAUGGACAUUGAGGACCCAUAAGCAAGCCCUCAGCUUGAUCACUCAUUCAGAAACCCCCCCACAACACAGCUUACCUUACCUUAAACUCACACCUUAAUUCUGCAAAUGCAUUCUAGAGCUCAUGAAACCUGUCAAGAACAUGUUUGGAUCACCCCAAAUUCAAAAGAAAAAGAUAAUAUAGAU